AUGAAGCUCUCCGUCCAGCUCGGCAUUUUCCCGCGGCGCCCCAGUUCCCACGGCAACCCCGGCACCCUGACCAGCUGGGACGACAGCAGCUCCGUGAGCAGCGGCAUCAGCGACAACAUCGACACGGAUGACAUCAACACCAGCUCCUCCAUUUCCUCCUACGCCAACACGCCGGCGGCGCAGCGCAAAGGCCUCAACGCACAGCCGGUGACGGAUGCAGAGAAGCACUCGGCCUCCACAGGAACUCACCAGGCCUGGACGGGGGAGGAGCUGAGGAGGGACGGCGGGCCGGACGGCGGGGUCAGGAUGGACUCGGGUUCCAAGUGGAGCCGCAAGACCCCCUCCGACAUCUCGGACGAGUCGGACAAAGGCGGCUCGGGGAGGAAGGCCCCCCCCGCGUCCCACACGGGCUCCUGGAGGAGAGGCAUGAGCGCCCAGGUCGGGGUGACCUCGCCCCGGACCAAAAGCGCCGCCGGCUCCACGGGCUCCGUCGGCCUCAAGAGCCACGGCUCAGCUAAGACGGACGACGUGAAGGUGUCUGAGAAGGGCCGGCUCUCGCCCCGCUCCAACGGCCUGCAGCGCUCGCCGUCGGACGCCAGCGACGAGGCCAAGAAGCAGCCGGCCCCCCCGGGCCGCCCGCCCGCCACCGCGUUAUUUGGUGGGAAGCCCAGCAAACAGGCCCCGGUCACCACGGCCGAAAACAUGAAGAACUCCACCGUCAUCUCCAACCCCCACGCCACCAUGAACCACGUCGCCACGGCCUCCAGCCCGGGAUCGGUCUACUCCUCCACCGGCCCCAGUAACAGCCUGACGUGGGGAACCACCUUCAGCGGCUCCUCGGUGCCCAGCCGGGAGAGCACGCUGGGGGGGCACGGCGGGGCGGGCAGCGUGGGCUUCCCCUCCGUCAGCAGCAUGCACACCAGCAGCGAGUCCAUCGACAUGAGCCUGGGCAGCGCCGGAGGGGGGGGCGGGCCCGGCACCCACAGGGAGGACACCCUGGCCGCUCUGGGCCGCGCCGGCAGCGUCAAGACCGGCAUGUCCGAGAGCCCCCUCUCCUCCCCCUCCGCUAGCCCCAUAUUCAGCCGAAACACGCUCCCUCGGAGGCAGGACAGCGGGCCACACUGUGGUAGAAACACUCUGCCUAAGAAAGGAUUCAGGUACGGCCCCUCUCCGCAAAUUCGGGGCCACGAGGAGGCCCGCGAUUGGCUGCGCUCCCACUCCACCAGUGGGCUGCAGGACUCGGCCAGCAACUCCCCGUUCUCCCCCGGGUCCAGCAUCACCUCGCCCUCAGGGACGCGCUUCAACUUCGGACAGCUGGCAUCCAGCCCGACUUCUACGGCUCAGAUAGGCCUGACGGGUCCACGCAACAACAGCCUGACCAAUCAGGACGGCCCUUUUGACCCGAGCGAAAACCGGCUGAGGAACUCCUGCAUGUCGCUGGAUGAGAAGACUCGCACCAUGAGCCGAUCCGGGUCCUUCAGAGAGGGCUUUGAAGAAGUUCACGGCUCGUCCCUCUCCCUGGUCUCCAGCACCUCCUCCAUCUACUCCACCAACGAGGAGAAGUCUCAGUCGGAGAUCCGUAAGCUGCGGCGGGAGCUGGACGCCUCCCAGGAGAAGGUUUCCGCCCUCACAACCCAGCUGAGUGCCAAUGCCCACCUGGUGGCGGCCUUCGAGCAGAGCCUGGGCAACAUGACCAUCAGGCUGAAGAGUCUCACGCUGACGGCCGAGCAGAAGGACUCUGAGCUGAACGAGCUGCGGAAGACCAUCGAGCUGCUGAAGAAGCAGAACGCGGUGGCCCAGGCCGCCAUCAACGGGGUCAUCAACACGCCCGAGCUGGCACCCAAAGGCCAGCGGACGGGAAGCAACGGCAGCCCGCAGCAGCACCAGCAGAACCACCAGAACCAGCACCAGAACCAGCAGCAGCAGAACCAGCAGCACCAGCCGGACCUGCGCAUCCGGCGCCAGCACUCGUCCGACAGCGUGAGCAGCGUGGCCAGCGCCACCAGCCACUCCAGCGUGGGCUCCAACAUGGACGCCGACGCCAAGAACAAGAAGAAGAACAAGAAGAACUGGCUUCGAAGCUCCUUCAAACAAGCCUUCACCAAGAAGAAGUCUCCCAAGUCGGCCUCGUCCCACUCGGACAUCGAGGAGAUGACCGACUCCUCUCUGCCGUCCUCCCCCAAACUCCCCCACAACGGCGCCCCCGCCGGCGCCCACCUGCUCAGGAACACGCACUCCAACUCGCUGCUGUCGGAGUGCUUGGAUAGCGAGGCGGAGACGGUGAUGCAGCUGCGGAGCGAGCUGAGGGAGAAGGAGAUGAAGCUGACCGACAUCCGGCUGGAGGCCCUGAGCUCGGCCCACCAGCUGGACCAGCUCCGGGAGGCCAUGAACCGCAUGCAGCUGGAGAUCGAGAAGCUGAAGGUGGAAAAUGACCGUCUGAAGGUUGAGACUCAGGGCAGCAGAAUGGGCUCUCAGGCCUCCAUCUCCUCCUCACCUCCCCCCCACACACACAGCCAGACCCCGGGACCCGGCCCAGGCCUCUCUCAGCACAGCCUGAACCUCACCACCAGCGAGUCCACCAGUCUGGAUAUGCUGCUGGACGAUAACGGCGGGGAGGGCGGGAUGAGGAAGGAGGGCCGCCACGUGAAGAUCGUCGUCCAUCUGGAUGAGGAGAGCAAAUGGGGAGAGGAGGGUCAUCCUCGCCGUUUUCUGAUUGGCUGCAUCGGUGUGAGUGGAAAAACAAAGUGGGACGUCCUGGAUGGAGUGGUCCGGCGCCUUUUCAAGGAGUACAUCACGCACGUGGACCCGGUGAGCCAGCUGGGGCUGAGCACGGACAGCGUGCAGGGCUACGACAUCGGGGAGGUCCACCGGCCGGGCAGCCCCGGCGCGGCCAGCACCCCCGAGCUGCUGCCCUGCGGCUACCUGGUGGGAGACAACACCAUCAACAUCCAGCUCAAAGGUGCCAGCAGUGAGAACGUGGACUCUCUGGUGUUCGACACGCUGAUCCCGAAGCCCAUGCUGCAGCGCUACACCUCCCUGCUGAGGGAGCACCGCCGGCUCAUCCUCUCAGGGCCCAGCGGCACGGGGAAGACCUACCUGGCCACGCAGCUGUCCCGACACCUGCUGCUGCUGGAGGGCCGGCCUCUGACCCCCAACGCUGUGGUCACCUUCAACGUGGACCACAAAUCCAGCAAAGAGCUCCGUCAGUACCUGUCCGGUCUGGCGGAGCAGUGCGGCGGGCGCCCGGCCGCAGACUGCCCCCUGGUGGUCAUUCUGGACAACCUGCACCACGUCAGCUCCCUGGGGGAGAUUUUCAACGGACUCUUCAACUGCAACAGCCAGCACUGCCCCUACAUCAUCGGCACCAUGAGCCAAGCCACGUCCUCGGCCCCCAACCUACAGCUCCACCACAACUUCCGGUGGGUCCUGUGUGCUAACCACAUGGAGCCGGUGAAGGGCUUCCUGGGCCGCUUCCUGAGGAGGAAGCUGCUGGAGACGGAGAUCUGCAGCCGGACGCGCAGCGCCCAGCUGGUCAAGAUCGUGGACUGGGUCCCGCGGGUCUGGCACCACCUCAACCGCUUCCUGGAGACCCACAGCUCCUCCGACGUCACCGUCGGGCCUCGUCUCUUCUUGUCGUGUCCCAUGGACGUGGAGGGGUCCCGGGUUUGGUUCACUGAUCUCUGGAACUACUCCAUCGUGCCCUACAUGUUGGAGGCCGUGCGCGAGGGGCUGCAGCUGUACGGGCGGCGGGCCCCCUGGGAGGACCCGGCUGCCUGGGUGGUGGACACCUACCCGUGGUCCUCCACCCCCCCGCCCGGGGACUGGAACCCGCUCCUGCAGCUGCGGCCCGAGGACGCCGGCGCACAAGCCUCCCUCGGUGCUGGACUGACUCCUAACAAACAAUGCCUUACUCUUUUUCUAGCUGACCGCCUGCAUCGGCCGGUUCUUUUUGUCCGAACGGCUGUAAACUCUACAGGGCUUCGAGCGGCCCGCCGGUACCAGAGCGGGUCCCACCUCUCGUCAUAUCACCCGCAGAUGUCGUGGGAUUGA
This is a messenger RNA of Menidia menidia (Atlantic silverside), 4050 nucleotides long. Lineage: Eukaryota; Metazoa; Chordata; Actinopteri; Atheriniformes; Atherinopsidae. The record is from the annotation of a GenBank genome assembly.